Messenger RNA from Magallana angulata, 6683 nucleotides. RefSeq names its product ras guanyl-releasing protein 3-like. The record is from RefSeq and is a predicted model, not a curated record. The coding region runs from base 962 to 3244 and encodes 760 amino acids. Gene Ontology annotation, biological process: Ras protein signal transduction; positive regulation of GTPase activity. The transcript has 19 exons. Gene Ontology annotation, cellular component: plasma membrane. Gene Ontology annotation, molecular function: guanyl-nucleotide exchange factor activity; calcium ion binding. Lineage: Eukaryota; Metazoa; Mollusca; Bivalvia; Ostreida; Ostreidae.
UUAACAGGCUUUAUAUUUGUUGCAGAGUGAGAUGGUUGUUUAUCCCGAAUCUUUUAGAUUUGCGCAACAUUAAAUUAUUUCUGUACCAUGAAGUGAAAGUUGCCGUUCAAUGUCUGUGUUGGUACUACUCUGUAUUAAGUGUAUUAUCAGUGUCUGGUUGGAGAUAGAGAAAUAUUGAGUACCUGAUUAGUAACUAGAAAGCUUAUAAGGAAAGAGAUAUUUAUAAUAUAAGGGCCGGAGAUCUCCAUAAAGUUUCCUUGUACUGCAUGGUAAAGAACAAAAGAACAAUACUGGAGUAAACGAGUGUGUGUACAUGUAUGCUGUGAAUUAGGGAAGCUUGUUUUAGUAUCCCUGGUACAUGCCGGCUGUGACAGUGGUGAGAUAAGAACUGUAGCCCUCCAGGCAGGGCACCUGUCAUCAGAGUGUGACUCGGACUGAUUGAUGGCCUGACGACAGUACAGGACAACAGACCAAGUGCUCACUGCUCAACUCGUGCAGGCCAGAUUCUUUCACUGAGGAGCUAGUUAUUGGAUUAUUGAUAGUUAUCAAACAAAACAUAAUUUUCUGGGUAGAGGAUUCACCCAGGUAUGUGGCUGUGUUUGCUGAGUAAAUAGCUGUGUGGAUAGGGCUCUGACAGCUAGGCCUGUUUUCUGUGUCUUCGGAGGUCUCGGAUUUUCGAAUUAUUCCUGUGGAGCAUUGGAAACUGUUACGAGAAAGGGCAUCGGGCGGGUUGGACAGGUGUGUGAUGUGUAUAAAAAGCCAGUAGCAGCCGCAUGCAGUUACAUGUCUGUCAACCAUUGGAUUAGUUAAUCCCUUCAACAAUGUCAUAAUUUAGAUGGAGUUUAUUUAUGUUUUCCUUGUGGAUUACCAAAAUGUGAUAUAAAGUCAAAAGAGCCCACUGAUUAUUGAAUUACGUGAGGAGGAUCACAGAAUAAAGGCUCCCUCGGGCCGGAGUAGCAAGAUGAAAAUGUCCUUUGAUAAUACCACUGAAGUUUUCCGAGUGGAGGAUUCCAUUCCUGUGCCCCCUUCCUCACCCACACCCUAUUCCAGACUGCAGGUCCACGACAAUCGCCUUGUCUCACAAUCCUCCACAGGCUCCUCCGAGAGCAGCCUGAGUCACAUGACAGAGGAAAAACCUGUGUUGCCAGGGGUAACAGUUCGGGCAGCCACCAAAGAGAACCUUGUCCAGCUAGUUAUACAGAGCAUAGAACCAGAUGGACGACUAGUAGGGGGAAGUGAUUUCCCCAGUGUUUUGUUCCUAAUGCACCAGUGGUUCAUGCCAUCGGAGCAGCUAGCCAAUGCUUUCAUUGACUUAUAUCAGUCGAGUGACGAGAUGAUCCUAUGUACAAAGGCGGACUGUCAGCACAUCCCGGCCAAUGAAGACUGUGAGAUGCACAAGUACAAGUGUCGUAUCUGCCACGCUGUCAGGUUUUGGAUAGACAAUUACCCCAUCCAUUUUGACUUGGAUGUAAGACUGAAGACAGUGAUAAAUAACUUCAGAUCCAUUGCUCACUCAGAAGGCAAUGAAGCAUGUAAACAGCUUCUGGACUUGUCCAAAGUUCCAACUUUUGAUUGGAUGAGGAGAAUUUCUGUCAGACCAAGCAAGCACAAUAGGAAGGUUUCCCUGGUGUUCAACCACUUGGAGCCCAUGGAAUUAGCUGAACAUUUGUCAUAUUUAGAGUACAAGGCAUUCCGCAGAAUAAAUUUCACAGACUUCAAAAACUAUGCAAUGUCCGGGUCCAUUAAGGAUAACCCCAAGUUGGAGCGGUCCAUAGCUCUAUUUAAUGGCCUCUCCCAGUGGAUCCAGUGUAUGGUGCUCAGUAAAACCACCCCCCAGCAAAGAGCAGACGUUAUUGUCAAAUUUGUUAACGUUGCCAAGAAACUUCGGUUACUGAACAACUUCAACACCUUGAUGUCUGUUGUUGGGGGAUUAACCCACAGUGCAUUGGCAAGGCUGUCCAAAACAAACCAAGAAAUCCCAAGUGAUACUCAGAAGACUUUGAUGGAGUUCACCGACCUACUGUCCUCCAAUAACAACUUCAGCAACUAUCGUAAAGUCUUCAACCAAAUCAAGCCAACCGAGUUCAAAAUCCCUAUACUAGCUGUUCAUUUGAGAGAUCUCAUCCUACUCCACACAGCCCUACCCGAUCAAGUCGAGGGGAAUUUGGUUAAUUUCCGUAAAAUGGUACAGCUCUCUCAGACUCUUAAGGAGCUCACCAAACUCCAAAUGCAUGAUGCUAUUCCAUUCUCGUUCAACCAGGAUCUUGUUAAUACACUCAGGCUAUCACUUGAUUUGCACUACACGGAGGAUGAGAUAUAUGAACUGUCCUUGGCCCGAGAACCCAGGAAUUCCUUGUCAUCAGUCAGUGAGGCACCGUCCACCCCAACCAAGCCAGCCGUGGUGUUUGCCGAGUGGCUGGCAGGAGUAAGCCCCCCUGAUCCAACCACUAUCAACAAGCAUGUCCACGAUAUGGUCGAGGCUGUGUUCAAGAAUUAUGAUCACGACAAGGAUGGAUUUAUCUCCCAUGAUGAGUUCAAGGCCAUUGCUGGGAAUUUUCCGUUCAUUGAUUCAUUCUGUGUCUUGGAUGCUGAUCAAGAUGGUAUGAUCAGCAAAGCAGAGAUGAAGACCUACUUUUUCAAGGCUAAUUGCCAUGUGUUACAGAACAGUUUUAAGCAUGAGUUCCAUGAGACCACUUACUUGAAGCCUACAUUCUGCACCCAUUGCACGGGACUGUUAUGGGGUUUAAUCAAGCAAGGUUGGAAAUGCAAAGAUUGUGGUAUUAAUGCUCAUAAACAUUGUAAAGACUUGGUUGUGAUGGAGUGUCGAAACAAACAGCAGUCGGCCGGGAACAAGAGACCUGAUGUAGUCCCAAACGGUCCAACAUCACACGAGGGUGGGACGUACACGGGGAGGAGGAAGGUAUCACAGCGGCAGAAGCGGUCCCGUGUCAGUGUGGGUACUCAGACAGAGGACUUUUAUUUCACGGACCCCCGGCGGUCGAACAUGAACGGUGAUGAGGAGUAUUACGAGGGUCAAGAAGACGUCUUCACUCGGCUGGCCCAAACUGAAGAGACCAGAGACAAGUUGAUGGCUGAGAAUGCUAAGCUAAAGGAGCAGCUAGAAGCUAGCAAUGAACAAAACACACUUCUGAGGUCUCACCUGGGCCUGAUUCGUAAAAACACCAUAGCUUUUAUCCUGGAGCAGAUGGAUGCUCUCCACAUACAGAGAGACACAGAGGUGUAGCCAGGCCGGUCCUAGCCUACACCCACCCAAAUCCCUGAUCCACCCCCUGUGUUCACACAGUGAAUCAUUAGUGAUUAUAGACAUUCCAAAGCCUGUACACUACAUCUAUUUACCAGAGAGUGUGUGGCCAAGCAGCCGCAUGGACGAUCCUGAUUUUAUGUUAUAGUGAAGCUUAUAAUUGUAAUUUUUUGUUACGUGACGAAGAGGUGUGCUCACAAAUAUGACCGUACAUUGAUGUUUAUUCUGGUCAGAACUCUAUUCCUUGGCUUAUUCAACAUUCCAGACAAAGCAAAAGAUUUUAUUGGCAAGGAGAGCUUUGACUGGAUGUAACAGAUCUGGACAUUUGAUAGCUGCAAAAACUGGGAGAAAAAGUUCUCCAUUGUUUCAAAGUGUGUUCUAAGUCAAACCAUGAUGUCUUUCAGAUGCAUUGUGAGUGUUAGGCAGAUUUCAUGUCCUGUGAUUCUAAAAUUCUUGAUAUUUUGUUCACAUUCUCCUAAUGGUAUCAGAUCUGACAAAACUGCAGCAUAUAGUGGAGGAUAGAGGAAAAGACUUGCUUGGACUGGUUCUCAGUUAUACAUCUUUAUACCCAUAAUCCUCAGGCGAUAAAUUAAGUGUUAUUUACCUCCUAAGCUACCAGUGUUGUGCCAUAAAUACAAUAUCUCUACCACCACAUUUAGUUCCCAAGUGUGGAUAGAACCCACUCAAAACUGGAGAUCUGAUAAACAGAAAGGAAAACAGACUGCAUUUUUAAUCCGUAUAUGUAUCUUAACCCUCUGGAUCUGUAUCGCCUCCUUACUUUGUGUUAUUUACCAGAGUGUGACAACCCUGGGAUCAAUUAAUAUAUUUUACUUUUUUUUUCUGUUAAUGAUAUGUUUGAAGGCCUUUAUGUACAAAAUCUUAUGAACAAUCAAUUUUUUUUUGUAUGUUUAUUUAACUUUAUUAACUUAUGAAUAGUGUUCUGCAUAGCACAUGGCACAUACUGGUAUAGACUAACUAGAUUGGCCAUGCAGGUCCAUGAUUGAUAUCCUGUUGGUCAGUUUCUGAUUUAUCAGAACAAAACAUUUAUAAUCCUAAAUUUAUUCCAGAUCAACUGUUCUUCCUUAUGUGAGGGUGUAACAGUAAUAUAUAAGGUUUUAAAGUUUACCCAGGUCGUUAAAGGUUCAUUUUUCCAGAUUUUGCCAAUUUUGGUGUUUAGUGCUUGCAUUUAUUUAAAUUACUUACCAAUGUCUUAUAUACUGAUAGAUUCAAUUCAAAGCUUAUUCUAAUUCACAAUAACUAUGUACAAGGAUAGACUUUACAAUAACUAAGGACAAAGAUAGGCUAUCAAAUCUGUUUGAUGUCUAAAUUGAAAGUAAAAGUGAAUGCCAAUCCUGUUAGUUUAUAUUUCUCUGAUGCCUAAGAUACAAGUGUAUACCUAGUAUAUCUAAAUCAAGCAUCAGACAAUAUUCCAAUGUAUAUCAAGUGACUUUUUUUAUUAUUUAUUUUAAGUGCUUGGGUUGAAUAACCCUUAAUUUUUGUUUACCAUUUACCAGGUAUACAAUCUGGGUUACCAAACUAAAUGUUUAGAACUGAAUGUUGUCACCUGACGAGCAACCAUAGUAGAUUACCGGUGUCAACUACAGAAAUUACAAUCAAAAAUCUGUUACACUGAAGUCUCUUUUUUUUCUGCCUCUCUGAUAUUUUGUUCUCAUUUUACGAUUUUGUUACUUGUUGCUGAUUUUUCUCUUUUCUUUGUUACUGUUGUUUUUUGGGAAUUUUUUCUUACUUUGAUAAUUUACAUAUUUUAACUGUAUUUAAAUCUCUGUCUCUGUAGUUUAAACUGUAUUUGGAAGACUAUUGCAGUAUUCAAUUUUUUGUUCAAACAAAUACAUGUACCUGUAUAUGUAUAAUUACAUGUACCGGUACCUAAGUACCACUUACGUACUUUUGAGGGAAAAAAAAUUCCACAAAAUCAAAUGCGCACGCGCAGAACAAAACCCAUUAUAUUAUCAAUAUCUGCUGUUCAAGAUUUCAGAGAUUAUGAAGAAAUCUGCCCACUAUUUAUUACUUGUUACUAAAGAUACAAACACUCGUAAUUUAUUCUCCAAACCACAUAAAGAAACCAUAGGACUGAUAUUUAACAAAUAGCAUUUUGCAAUGUUAAUUUAUUCCAAGCCAUGUUGGUCAAGAACUGUGGACCAUGAACCAUGAACUCGCUGUAAGCGUAUUAUACUUGGCGUGUACUAUAUUUGGUGCAAAAUUUUCAACAGGUUAGCGUGGAUAUGAUUAAGUGAAUUCCUGAAAAUACCAAUUUAUCAAUAUAUAUGUUUGACAUUUUGCGAUGGUCUUGAUUUAGUGAAAGCCACAUUCCGCCAAGAUACACAGUCAAAUGUAAUACGUUUACAGCACCGUCUUCUUAAAAUAAAAAUAUGUAAUGAAAAUGGAGCCAAAACUAAACCUAUUGCGGUGGUAUACUUGAGGUGUUUACUGUGUGUGAAAGGACAACAAAAUAUAUGUACAUAUCAUCUUGUCACAUAAAUGGCACUGUGGAUUGAGAGAAUAUGCAACAACAGAGUUAUAUUAGAACUAUUCUAAGUAUUAUGUACAUCUUAUAAAUAUACCAAUAUGGCAUUGAGGAAAUCAACCAAUAUGUAGGUUUUUCUUAAAUGAGGGAUUAUGUACAUGUGAUUUAUUAAACUUCAGUACACAGUAAUAUUUUAUAUUAAGAAAAAUAUGCGUAUACUUUUAUAAGUUGAAUUGAGCUAAUAUAUGUAGAAUGAAAAUUAACAAACAUACAAUAUUUUGCCAGAAACAUAUUUGGAAUUUUGAGAUUAAUAUUACAUGUGUAAAUGUGGUGUUUAAUUUCAUCAACCCAUAAAAAGAAUGGAGAGAAAUUUUGGGCUUAAUUGAUAAAGAUAAAACAUUUAAAAAAUCGAUUUUUUUUAAUUUGGAAAAUUAAAUUUUCUUAAGAGAAGAAGGAAGUGGACAGGCUUUGCUUUCUGUCUAUCCACUACAUGGUUGAUUUCCAACAGAGUGCAUAUACAUGUAUGUGUGUGUUCAAAUUCAAGAGAGUCACAUUCACUAGCCAAUGGUUAUUCAGAUCCACUCUACUCCUCUUGGUCAGAAAAGAUGCAAGUAUAUAGAUCCAUUCCUCCAGCGUCUAUUGUUAAGAAUGUUAGUAUACAGAGAGAAAGACAAGCGAGUGUUAAAUGUACGGCCUCUGGCCUUCAAUUUCAUUCACAUUUACUCCAGGAUACUAUUAUUUUUGUACUAUUUUUCACAGUGUAUGUGAAGCCUCAUGGGUGUUAACUGUCAUAAAACACCACCAUUUCAUUAUAUUUCUUUCAAUUGAUAUAUUUAUUCAUUUUUCACUGGUGAUCAAAACCAUGUUAAACAUUAAACAUGACAUGGAUUCUGUUUGUUGUGAGAAAAGAUCAAUUAAACAUUAAAUAUCCUUGUU